AAGUAGCGGAAUCUGAUUCAGCAGUUAGCAGCUGGCUGGGAAAGGUCCUCUCCAGGAAGGUAAACUAGACGCUACCCAGGAGCUGUGGCAGUGCCACGUGUGCAAGGCUCUGACCUUUAACACCAGGAUGAACAAGAGGAUCCUGGAAGGCUUUGCAGCUGAAUUCUGCAUCCGGGUACUGCUGCUAGGAAUCUUUCUGUUGACAGAAAUGAUGCACCCUUUCCAACGAGUGAUACAGCCGGAGGAAAUGUGGCUUUAUAGAAAUCCAUAUGUGAUCUCUGAUCGGGUCCCCACUAACAGUAUGUUUCUGAUCUCUUUCCUGGCACCUGUUUUGGUCGUGGUCAUCGCACGUAUUUGCCGCCGGGCGGAUCACACGGAUACAUGGGUAGCCAUACUUGCCGCCAGUCUCUCUCUUGCCCUCAAUGGCAUCUUUACCAAUACAAUAAAACUCCUAGUUGGAAGGCCUCGUCCAGACUUCUUGUUCCGCUGUUUUCCAGAUGGCCGAGAAUCGCCCAGACUCGAUUGUACAGGUGACCCGGAAGUGGUGAUUGAAGGGAGAAAGAGCUUUCCCAGUGGCCACGCCUCAUUUGCCUUUGCCGGGCUGGGCUUCACCGCUCUGUAUAUAGCUGGGAAGCUUGGAAGCUUUUCCCCCAGUGGUCGUGGACAUUCCUGGAGACUGUGCACUUUCCUGUUUCCCCUGCUCUGUGCUGUAGCCAUCGCACUGUCCCGCACCUGCGACUACAAGCAUCACUGGCAAGAUGUGUGUGUUGGUGCUAUUAUUGGACUGUUUUUCGCCUGCCUUUGCUACAGACAGUAUUACCCCCCACUGACCGACAGAGACUGUCACCAACCCUACAGGAGCAAGGGACGAGUUUCUGGGGCUCAGGAGAGGAAGCUGAGUACUGCAGGGUACAGUCUGGAUGUGUAACCACACAAAGGGAUAGAGAUGACUUUACAUUCCUUAUAUAUGGACUUUUAAUCUUCUGCCACAAUGCAUGGCAGCCGCCUCUUAUAGCACCGAGGUAACGUCUGCUUUCUCAGGAGCAUAUAAUGGUUUUUAUUAGUAGUGUUAAUAUUGUCACACUGGACUGAAUCAAGUUGUGUGACUCACUUGAAGGACAUAACCUGUGACUGGGCCAAGCUAUAGUCUCUAUAGCAGUACCGGAUAGUAGUGUUGAGUUUGGUUGCCUAGUUAGGUGCUAUCUGCAUUGGGGGAAACGUAGCAUUCCAGUGCUAAGAAACCAUGCAUAUUUUAUAACAUGUCGUUACACAGUGUUGGAAUUCUAUUUAACCUGACGGCAGGAUAAGAUCACUAAAUACUGAAUGUGUCUCUUGCUCCUCUCUGCUUUCAGGCCAUGGAGGUGUGCACAGAACUGUAGGUACUGUAAUUGCUGUUAUGGGCACCGCACACUCCACACAAAGCUGCCAGUGCAUAACUGAAUUUGCCCUGCGUUGUCCAAUGAUCUUCUCAUUUCAAGAAAGGGUAGACUUAGUGUUGGUUAUACGUGAUGUCCUUGCUGCUGAAAAGAUCAUACAGUGCUGAGGAAAAAAUAAAUAAAUAAAUUAUAUAUAUAUAUAUAUAUAUAUAUAUAUAUAUAUAAAUGUCCAGUAAUCUGACUGCAGAUUAAGAUGGCCAUACAGAUUUCAGACAGGCAGCCAAUGUUAGUGUAUGUGACUUGCUAAACACCUACAAUAUCCUUAAACGGGAUGUAGUUAUGUGACUGGAGGUCACAUUACCUCCCGCUAUAUCCCGCACCCUCACAAUCCCGACGGUUGGCAUGCAGACCAGCAGGGACUAACCGAGCCCGCAGAGUGGUGAGCGUAGCGAGCCCGCAAGGGGCUUGCUAUGCUCGCUCCCCCCUCCGCCAGCAUUCUGCGCCCAGGAUCCCGGCUUCGGGAUGCUGACUGCCGGGAUCCCGAUACACACCCUCCUUAAACAGUCCAAUUAUCUGAUGGUUUAUCAGAUAGGGUAGAUGUAUUAAGCCUGGAGAAGUGAUAAAGUGGAAGGUGAUAACGCACCAGCCAGUCUGCUCCUAACUGUCAUUUAUUCAAACCCAGCCUGUAACAUGGCCGUUCAGAGCUGAUGCGUUAUCACUUUUCACUUUAUCACUUCUCCAGGCUUAAUACAUCUGCCCCAGAGAGAUAUCUAAGCAUAAAUGAUCACAUUGAUCGUCAAUACUGUAGGAUUUCUCAUAUCUGGUCAUCACCAGACAGUAUUAUCCUAACGCAGAGGUUCCCAAACGCGGUCCUCAAGGCACCCCAGCAGUCCAGGAUUUAGGUAUAUCCAUGGCUCAGCACAGAUGGUUAAAUCAAAUUGACUAAGGUGCUAAUUAAGUCACCUGUGUCCAAGCAUGGAUACAUUUAAAACCAGGACCGUUGGGGUGCCUUGAGGACUGAGUUUGGGAACCUCUGCCCUAACGUUUUCCUCAUAUGGGUACCCUAUCACGCUUUGUAAAUGUGGGGUCACUCACAUAUGUAAGAAAGGAGUCCCCUCUUUCAAACUAUGUGGCCCCCUUAGCAGCUAUUAUCUAGUGAUCUCCUGAACAUAUAGCCCAGCGUGAGAAAAUAUAUAGCGUUCCAUAGAUAGAAAGCUAUUUUCUCUCCAAUGCUGGCACACACAAACCCUGGACACCCUGAUUUGAAAGAGGGGAGUCUCCUCUCUCAAACAAUGUGCAUCUCUAGUGGUUACUGCCUGAUCACUAGACAAUAUCUGAAACGGUAUACAAAAUAUAAAAUUUCCCAUAUACUGAGGUAUAGAAGGCCAUAUCCCCCCCCCCCAGUCUUGCACAAAUAAAAAAAGUGAUAACUCCUUCAAUGGGGUCAAUCCAAUUGUGUGCGAGUUUCUCUCACACGUAAGUCAUCGCAGCAGUAGCUACACUUUACGGUGGCCUGAACUCGCACAAAAGUGCUCGCUGCCCCAUAGGGCUAAGAGCAAUUUUGUGCAAAUUCGGGCACAAAUCAGGCUGCAAGUUCUGGUGUCACUGCCGGCAUUGAAAAGCAACAGCAACUCGCACCCACUGCAUGUAAUUGGAUGGACCCCAAUGUGUUAGGUUAUCUUGUUUCUAAACUGACUUUUUGGGCUACUACAUUCUUCUUACACAUAUGAAGUGUUAACUGAUACUGUGAAAAUGUGUAUGUGAGGGGGGAGCAAUUUUCAAGCAAAGUGUAGAGUUUCUUUGAUAAAACCUACACAGAAAAUCCUGCUUUUUACUGUUUUGGAAAGGUGAGUUAUUGGCAAAACAAAAACUACAAAGUGUUUUUGAGGUACUUGUAACACCGUAAUAAAAAAUUUGCUUUAUAUUGAAA
Molecule: messenger RNA, 3306 nt
Organism: Pseudophryne corroboree (corroboree frog)
Lineage: Eukaryota; Metazoa; Chordata; Amphibia; Anura; Myobatrachidae
Gene: PLPP5
Product: phospholipid phosphatase 5
Exons: 8
Coding region: 128-928 (266 amino acids)
Biological process (GO): phospholipid metabolic process; phospholipid dephosphorylation
Molecular function (GO): phosphatidate phosphatase activity
Source: RefSeq, a predicted model, not a curated record